Molecule: messenger RNA, 5040 nt
Organism: Uloborus diversus
Lineage: Eukaryota; Metazoa; Arthropoda; Arachnida; Araneae; Uloboridae
Product: multiple PDZ domain protein-like
Exons: 34
Coding region: 202-5040 (1612 amino acids)
Molecular function (GO): protein binding
Source: RefSeq, a predicted model, not a curated record
GAUUUAUGAUUAGUGUAUUAAAUGUUUCCGGACCAUGGACGUACAAAAUUAUUUCAAAUCAUUUUCUUUUAAUUCUUAAACUCGUUUCUGCAGAGUUGGUUUUCAAAAUUUCAGCACUCGACUGUAAUUAAUAUAAUUCUGCUUUCAUUUGAAAGCGGCACAGAGUGACUCUGGGGCAUUAAUGAUUUAUCAGCAGUCUCUAUGUUCAUCCAGGUAGAACCUGUCAGAGCUUCAGUUCUGGAUGUAUUAGUCUGUUGUGUAGAUAUGGUUCUUAAUACCGAAUGGGUACAGAUUGAAGCAAUAGAUUUAAACAGCGACGGUUCAGCUUGGGGCUUUGGAAUUACUGGAGGCAGAAGCACAGGAGUUGUCGUGAAAACUAUUGUCCCAGGAAGCGUUGCUGAUAAGGAUGGUAGACUCCAGAUAGGCGAUCACAUCAUUCAGAUCGGGGACAUCAAUCUUCGAGGGAUGGGCUCCGAACAGGUUGCUAUGGUUCUCCGUCAGUGUGGGGCUCAAGUUCAUCUAAUCGUUGCCAGGCCAGUGGAACCUUCCUCCCCAGAUGACAAUCUCGUGCAGAGUGCUUCAGCUAUCGUUCCCACACGCAUCCUCAACGAACCUGACGAAUUGGAACAGCAGCUCAGCAUUUACCAGCCCAGUCCCGACGGUUUUUCCGAUCCCACAUUGCAAGACAUGUAUUGCUCUGAAUCUCCUUCUGUGAAAGAAACAGUUAUUUACAAAGAUAAGAAUGAGAGAAUGGACAUGGAAUGCUUUGAAGUAAAUCUUGUCAAAGAUCAUCAAGGUUUGGGGAUAAUAGUUGCUGGUUAUGUUUGUGAAAGAGAAGAUAUAUCUGGCAUAUUUGUGAAGAGCAUUUCUAAAGGAAGUGUGGCAGACUUAUGCGGUCAGAUUAGAGUUCACGAUCAAGUAAUAGAGGUAGAUGGUCAUCCUUUAAAAGGGUACUCUAACUGUGAAGCGGUUGAAAUACUGAGAAAUACCGGAAAGUGUGUUAAACUCCAGCUUGCUAGAUACCAUCAUGGGUCAAAAUUUGACCAUCUUCAAGAAGCAAUGGGUUCUGAUAGAAUGCAUUCAAAUUAUGAAUAUAAUACAUCCCGGAGGUCAUUUUCAAAUUCCAACACAGAUAAUGUAUUUUCCUUAAAUUCGGUUAAUAUUGAAGAAAUCAAAUCAAAGUGGGAAAGUGUUUUAAAGCCUAAGAGUGAAGUGAUCAUCACAGCACUGCAGAAGAAUGACAAUGAGAUUGGGUUUGGCUUUAACGUUGAAACAAGAAGGGAUGAAAACCUAGUUCUUCAUCAUUUUAUUUCUGACAUUUGUAAAGGUUACAGUGUUGAUAGAAGUGGAGCAUAUUUUAUUGGCGAUGAACUUCUAGAGGUUAAUGGUAAAAAACUACAAGACAUUAAGUACGCAGAAGUGUUAACCAUCUUCAAAUCAUUGCCUCCGAAGAUAUACCUUGUGUGUGGUCGCUCUCAUCACUGGACCAGCAACCUUUCCCUCGUUCCGUGGUCCGAAAGACUUGUCAAAGCCAAGUCAGACUCUUUUCUGGCGUCUCGCAAAUGUUGUGAGAGCAACUGCAAGAAUUUGAACCGGAGAUCGCUUGAGCUGCUGUCCUCCUUGGCCACCUGGAGCAGCGAACCUCAUUUUAUAGAUCUGGUCAAAGGAGAUGAGGGGCUGGGAUUCAGCAUUGUUGAAUACAAGGAUACACUGAUGCCUAGCAUUCAAGAUGAAAAUGUGAUCAUCGUAUGGAGUCUAGUGCCGGGAGCAGCAGCACAGCUCGAUGGUCGCCUGUUGCCAGGAGACCGUUUGCUAUCCGUCAAUAACAUCAACUUUCGGCACACGAACUUUGACAUGGCCACUCAGGUUUUAAAACAUGUGCCCAAAGGAGUGGUGAGGUUAGGCAUUGCUAAACCUACAACUUUGUCCAAAAGUGUUCCUGCUAAGAUUUCAUUCAAAGAACCAGUUGAAACAGAAACUAUUAUUGCAAAUGGAAAUGCCCUUCGAAUCUUUGAGUAUAAUGGAGUGUGUCACACAUAUGAAGAAUCUCACAACACUUUUGCCACUCGAUCACAAACGCCUUCCUCUCUCUUUUCGUUUGGGAACGAUUCGCGUUGUUCCACCCCUUUCAGCAGUCCUGGGUUGUCUUCCAGUGGUAAGCUUUGGGGAUUUGAUAUUCCUAUCUUACCUGCAGCUUUAGAAAGAGUGGUGAAAAUUAAAAAGGGAAACAACAAACUGGGCUUAGUUCUCGACAUUGCCGAUCGAGGACAGAAUGGCAUGGUUGUGAAAUCCAUCCGUCCCGCAAGUGCUGUUGAGAAAGAUGGCAGUGUUCAAGCUGGAGAUUACAUUUUGGCCGUCAAUUCUGAAAACAUGCGUAACAUUACCAGAUCUCAAGCAAGAGCUAUUAUUAGGCGUGCAGAAUUGACAAGUUCUGAUAUUGUCAUUAAAUACAUUCCAGCGACUGAUGCUGCGGUUCAUCAACAAUCAGCCGUUUUAGCUAAAAUUCAUGAAGGCAAUGUUUCACCUACGCCAUCCAUCAUUUCUCGUCAACCUUCACCGCGAGUGUUCCCUGCAUAUUACAGAUCACCCUACUUUCCCCACAAGAGCUCCAAGAGCACCCCGGAUAGAGAAGAUGCGGAUGGACAGAUCUCCCCCUUCAGUUUCUUGAGUGAGGACGACGUUCUGGCCACACCUUCCUCCCUCUGCUACACAGACAACUUCGACUCUUCCUCCGAUGAUCUCCUAUUGGACCAAUCGUCCGACGGGGGCAUGAAGGAGGGAAGCGACCAGGGCGAAGUGUGCCCCUCGAUAGAAGACAGAGUGCUGAUCUUUCAGGGGAGCAAGCACCAAGUGCCUUCAAAAUUCAGCAGGAUGUCCACAUCCCCCACUGUCUCGCCUGUACAAGAUGAAUCACCUCAACAAGAGAUUAGCCCAGGAUUACCUGAGACCCCCGAAUCUCCAAUCAAAGAAAUAGUUGCAGAAUCUUCUCCUUUGCCAAAUUCUGGUAUAUCUAGCCCCGUGUUGACUGCAGUAGGCUGCCAAUGGGGUGUAAACAGAACUGUGGAGCUGUGGCGAGAGGCUGGUCAGGAAAUUGGAAUAGGGGUCGUCAUGGGAUGCAUCGAUGUCCAGGAUGUAGAAUCCAAAGCACCUCUAUCGGGGAUUUUCAUCAAACAUGUCGUGCCAGAUAGCGUGGCUGGUCGAGAAGGGACGAUUAACAGAGGGGAUCGCAUUGUUGCAGUAAAUGAUGUGGAUUUGCAAAAUGCAUCAUACCAAGAAGCAAUUGAAAUUAUUCAGAAAUCUGAAAAUCCUAUUAAGCUUACUGUACAAAGUUUAGUGCCUUGGUUUCCUUCUAAUAAUAAUGAAGUAGAUGCACAAACUCCAUCCCCCAUACCCAGCCCUCGAUCCGAGACCUCGUUCCAUGCCGAAAAACUGAAGCAGCGAUCGAUGUCCGAAGAUGAUGAAGGACCUUUAGAUACAGAUUUUCAGGGGAAAGUUUACACCUCCAAAGGCAUUGAGAUUGACCGAAACAGUGCUGGUUACAUACGAAAGCCUGAAAGUGAUACUGAAGAAGAAGACGAUUUUGGAUAUACUAAAAGAAAGGUUCAGAAGAAGUAUAAAGAUUUAAAAGGGGAUGCAAUACUGAUAGAGGUAGAGAAAGGAGCUAAUGGACUCGGUCUGAGCCUGGCUGGAAACAAAAAUCGCUCUAAAAUGAGCUCUUUUGUUUGUGGGAUGCAUCCAGGUGGCAAGGCUUCAAAACAGGGCUUGAUCCAAGUUGGAGAUGAACUGUUGGAGGUCAAUGGAACUGUCUUAAAUGGUAGAUGUCAUUUAAAUGUUUCUGCUGUAAUUAGGGGAAUCAUGACACCAACAUGCAAGUUUAUUGUCCUAAGGAAGGAAAAUGCUCUCGAUGAAAUGGCUGUGAAACCCAUUACACAUUUUCCUGUUGAUUUAGAAAAUGAGAAAUUAGAAGAUCUUAUUGCAUCACAUUCUGGUGUUCGUACUAUUACUACUAAAAAGGGAGAACAUGGCUUAGGAAUCAUGAUUUUAGAAGGAAAGCAUGUGGAUAUGGGUCGAGGAAUAUUUAUUUCAGACAUUCAAAAAAAUAGUCCUGCUGAGAAAUCUGGCCUUAGUGUUGGUGAUAUGAUCUUAGCAGUUAAUAAAACAAAACUUAUUGGUGCUGAUUAUGAACUGGCUGCCUCAAUCCUCAAAAACGAAGAUGGUCCUAUAACAUUUUUAGUCGUCAACUCCCAUAAACCUGAGCCAAGUUCCAUGCACAAUGAUAUUGAUCACGAUAAGAAGCCAAGAAAUAGUUUAGGACCCUUUCCUAAUGGCAGUGAUAAAAGUUCCUCUCCAUCUCCCCUGUGUCCAACACCUUCCCCGAACAGUGUCUCUCCCCUUCCCGCUUGCCCCAUCCCUCCCCCAGUAGAAUUCUCAGAUCCCUCAGUGACCUUGGAUCAUGUGGGUACAGAGAUGGUUGUUGGAAUCCACAGGGAGAAGAACGGCCUAGGCCUGGGCAUUGUGGGUGGAUCAGAUACCCCCAUUGGCUGUGUAGUAAUCCAUGAAAUUUAUGCAAAUGGGGCCGUUGCUAAUGAUGGGCGCUUAAAACCAGGUGACAUAUUGUUGGAUGUGAAUGGACAUGACAUGAGACACGUGACUCAUAUUGAGGCUAUCAACAUACUCAGGCACUCUGUCCCGACAGUGAAUAUUCGAAUUUACCGCCAUCAAGAGACAAAAGAUACUUCUCUGGUAGAGCUGAAUGUGGAACUAUACAAGAAACCUGGCAGAGGCUUGGGGUUAACUAUUGUUGGCAGAAAUGCAGGACCUGGUGUAUAUAUUUCGGAAGUGAUUAAGGGAGGGGUUGCAGACAUUGAUGGAACACUGAUGGAAGGUGACCAAAUCUUAGAAGUAAAUGGCCAAAAUGUAAGAGAAAGUAGUCAAGAAGUGGCAGCUGCUAUGCUAAAAACUUCAGUAGGAAAAAUUAAUAUGAAAAUAGGAAGGCUGAAAUGUGAAUCAAAUCUUCCACCAAAAAGAUCUAUGCACUGA